This is a messenger RNA of Erigeron canadensis, 2774 nucleotides long. RefSeq lists its product as uncharacterized. Gene Ontology annotation, cellular component: nucleus. Bases 348 to 2450 code for a protein of 700 amino acids. Lineage: Eukaryota; Viridiplantae; Streptophyta; Magnoliopsida; Asterales; Asteraceae. The record is from RefSeq and is a predicted model, not a curated record. Gene Ontology annotation, biological process: DNA-templated transcription. The transcript is spliced from 6 exons.
UUUAAAAAAAAAAAGAAGAUAAAAUCAAAAAUAUACAACAAAAAGUACUGUAAUAUUUUAGCCAGAGUUGCUAGCGCGACAAUAGUAGAAGAAGAAUAAACAAGGUUUUUUGUGGUGGAAUUUGACCAUAUGCAUCUGAUGUAUUUGAAACUGUAGCAAAUAAAUCUUAGCACUAGUAUUAUUUUGCGAGAAAAACAGUUUGUAGAAGCUAACUUGCAGAAAAUUUAAAUCUUUUGUAAAUCUGAUCUGAGAGGGAUUGCAACAAGGAACUAGUUCAGCUUAAUGCCUGACAGACGUAUUGGGAAGAUUGUUUUUGGGUAAAAUUAGACAUCUGCCUGGUUGGUGUUAUGUUGAAGGAUAAUUGGGAAGAGAAGCAUGGUACCAACAUACCGGUUCACGGAACUUUUUCACAAGAGUUUCCAGGUACUCCUGUCGGCAAUAUGAGACUUCAACCUCUUCAAGGAUGUCCUCAUAAUGAUCGUCUUGCUGGGUCAUCAAGCAGAACAAAUGUAGCAGCUUUUACUUCUUCUAAGUCAAUGCCUGAUAGUUCCAUUCCUCCAUCAUCAAACUUGCAGUCUAUUGCUCAACUGGCAUCUAUGGAACCUGUGAGCUUCAGGCAUCAGCUUGACAAACAAUUUCAUCAGCAAAAUCAUGAUUUAGAAUCUAAAGUGAGUUCCAAUGAAGCGUUAGAUGGUUCUAAUUUACAAGAUUUGAUAAAGUUUCUCUCUGCCAAUUAUGGACCCAUGAAAACACCACUUGAAGUGGGAACUCCUGAAUAUCUGAAACUUGUUGAGAUCUUACAAAAGAACUCUGGUCAACCUAACGGGCUUUCAGGCCAGUUGAGUGCCAGAGGGAAUUCUGGUGAAGAUGUAUCUUCUAUUUCCAUAGAUAGUCAAGAAAACAUAACUGGGAAUGGCAUGAAAAAUUAUUCUGAUCUUAAUCCUCCCACGAUAGAUGAACAGAAGCCACCUUCUCAAAAGGAUACUCGUGUAUCUGCUGAAAAACUGUGGGAGGGAUCUCUUCAACUAAGUUCUUCUGUCACUUUGUCGGCGGUCACCUUCUUUAAAAGUGGUGAGAAAUUGGUUGGUAACAACUGGCCUGAACUCAUAGAAGUUAAAGGAAAAGUAAGAUUAGACGCUUUCGAAAAAUAUGUUCAAGAUCUUCCUCGCUCACGGAAUCGCGGAUUAAUGGUGAUCUCAGUACAUUGGAAUGAAGAAUCAUCAAACAUUGGGCUGGUUGGUAUGAAAGAGGUAGCCAAAGGAUACAAGAAAAGUUCCAGGGUUGGAUUUGCAAACCUUUCAUCGGGUAUAGAUCUAUACAUAUGUCCUCGUAGUGAUCCUAUUAUCACAAUUCUAGCCAAAUAUGGUUUCUUCAAAGGUAUGGCAGUUAUUGAUGACAAGCCUGAUUCAAUGAUUGGUUGUGUUGUGUGGCGUAAAAGCCGACCUGUAAAUCCUGUUGGGAACACAUCAGAAGGUAAAAGUAGCCCAGAUUCUAUUCAACUUUUGAAUUCCCCACCUGGUUUUUCCAUCAGUCAAGGCUCAGAAAAGAAACCCUCACCUGAAAAGCUACCUCCAGAAUCCAGUCAACAUGACACACGUCUGACUUUACCAUUGACAACAAACAGUGAAACUAGCAAGAACGUUGCAUUUACUGAAUUUGACCAUAAGGGGGCUAAUUCUUCAUCUAGUUCUAGCCUGCUACAGAUUUCAGUUAGUUCUGACCCGUCUAAUAUGGUUAAGAAAAGGCCUUUCGAGGAUGAUGAUCUUCCUGAGUUUGACUUUGGUAUUUCUAGUGGAAAGUCUACUCAUGUAACUCGGCCUCUAAAUCCUGCUAGUUCUGAGAACAACAAAUUAGCAUUUGUCGACUGUCAAAAGUUAGAUAGUUCUCUUUCACCUCAGCUCCCUUUGGUUGCUAGUUCUGAGAACAACAAAUUAGCAUAUGUCAACUGUCAAAAGUUAGAUAUUUCUCUUUCGAACCAGCUCCCUUUGGUUAAUGGUUCCUUAGAGCAGUCGUCGAAAAAGAUCAAACUCUUUGAGGAUGACGAGGAUGAUAUGCCUGAAUGGUGUCCACCAGAGGUUCAACACCAAAUGCCGUCACAAAGUACAAGCACAAACUUCCAGACUUUACCUCCAUGCCCACCACAUCUGUCGCUUCCCCUGCCUCCGCCUCCGCCUCCGCCCCCACCUCCACGUCCUAUCCCUCCACCGUCAAGAGCCGACACAAAUUCAUCAUUCUCUUACCAACCAUUCCGACCUGCAAUCAGUUCUCUACCACCCACUUUUGUUGGACCUCCACCACUGCCGCCAAUGCCACCACCGCCGCCGCUACCACCACUACCUUUUAACUCGUUAGGUGGGUUCAAUUCCAAUCAAGUCUCAUGGCAUCGGCCAGGUUCUUUCAAUGUCAAUCUGCCAUUUCCACCAUCUAAUGGAAGGCACUCACAACCUUGAAACAAAGGACCGGAGAUGCUAAGUUUCAGUCUGUGUCUAUGUUUGUACAUAAGUGGAACUUUUUUUUUUCUUCAGGAAAGUCAUAGAUUGGAAGGUGUAUUCAUAAAUUUCAUGUUGUAGAUUUUUUUUCCAUCAACCCUGUUUGUCUUUUCGCCUUCUUUUUUUUUUUUUUCUUUCUUUUUCUCAGAAAAUGUGAAAUAAGGUCUUUUAAGAUUUUCAGAUUUGGAGAAGUAUAUGUUUCUUGUUGAUCUUUUCAUUCUUUUGUAAGCACUAAUAUGGGUAAUUCCAUAAUUGUGGUAUGAAACGGGCUAGUUUGACCUUUUA